AUGAACAACAUGAUGAUGAAGAAGACGACGACCCGAGGUCGGAAAAAGAUCGAAAUCAAGAUGAUAGACGACUUGAGCAACAGGCAAGUAACCUUCUCCAAGAGGAGAGCCGGUCUUUUGAAGAAAGCUAGUGAACUUUGCAUCUUAACCGGCGCAGAAGUUGCAAUUGCAUCAUCAUCAUGUGUUGCUGAUCGGAACACCUCAUUGGUUGCUGAGAUACAAGAACACAACCAACACUAUGCCAAAGUUUCUGAAGAAUUGGAGAUUGAGAGAAAAAGAAAGGAAACCAUUGAAGGGUCGAAGGUAGAGAAUAAUGGGAGUUUUUGGUGGGAUGAACCAAUUGAUAAUAUGGGGUUGGAGGAGCUUCAACAAUAUAAAGCUUCAUUGGAAGAGUUGAAGAAAACGGUGUUGAUUAGAGCCGAUGACAUUGAUGCUGUUGAACGGUAA
Messenger RNA from Coffea arabica (coffee), 447 nucleotides. Lineage: Eukaryota; Viridiplantae; Streptophyta; Magnoliopsida; Gentianales; Rubiaceae. The record is from RefSeq and is a predicted model, not a curated record.